Messenger RNA from Penicillium taxi, 1311 nucleotides. RefSeq names its product DNA helicase ZGRF1-like domain-containing protein. Bases 1 to 1311 code for a protein of 436 amino acids. Gene Ontology annotation, cellular component: nucleus; site of double-strand break. The transcript is spliced from 2 exons. Lineage: Eukaryota; Fungi; Ascomycota; Eurotiomycetes; Eurotiales; Aspergillaceae. Gene Ontology annotation, biological process: double-strand break repair. The record is from RefSeq and is a predicted model, not a curated record.
AUGAGCUCCAGAGGGGCGCCUCUCUCAAGCAUCCGCUCAACCCAACCAAGAAGCACAGAUCCAAACUCAUUUCAGACCACAGCAUCAGUCAUCAAGUUUCGAUGUCUAUUCACUCACGAUCUGCGUCGCAAGUCCAAGCGAUGGCAAGAUGGAUAUCUACAAUACCAUACCUUUAAUAAACGAAUAAUGGUCUAUGACGAAAAUUCUAACUUUGUGGGAGACCAACAUCGACAGACUGUGAGCGAGCUGCAGGAAGGAGACGAAUUGGAACUAGAGAUGUGUCUCGUCGAGGUCGGCGAAACAAUGAGCACAACCCACUCUGAUAUUUCAAACUUUUUUGAAAAGAAAGGCCACACCCAGGGUUCACCACAGCCCCAAGGGCAGCAUACUCCACGCCCAUCGAUCUCGUCACAGCCGGUUCGCUCUCUGAAAGACCUCCUAAGUAUCAGAAAGACACCAACUGCGCAUCUUGCCUCACCAUAUGAAGAGCGACACCGAGCACCACCUUCACAGCCAUCGCAACUAUCACAAUCACCACAGCCGGAACGAGCAUUUAAACGACAAAAGACAGUACAGACUUCUUUCAACACCAGGGAACCGCUACCAGAGGUGGUAGAUUUGACCGGGUCGGAUAAAGAAGAUAGUGUAAGAAGUAAACAAGCUGUUUCAUCACCACGAGAACAAUUCCGGUCUCAACACAAACCGGCUCCAGCACAUCAGUUACCGCCGCCAUCUCGAGAGAAAUCGAAAAAGCCACCAGCAAAUCUAAGGCCUGAUCAUUCAAUAUUUGCGAACCCUGGUUUACCCGUUCCGCCACAAUCAGGACUACCUAGAGGCCGACCAAAUACUGCACCAGUGCAUCACAUACCUCCAUCAUCUCAAGAAAAACCAAAAGAAGCAUCAGCAAAGCCAGGGCCUGACCCUCCUAUAUUUGCAAAGCCCGAUUUACCAGUUCAGGCUCCACCAGGAGCACUUAGAGGCCGUCCAAAUGCCGCAGCUCGAAAUAAACUAAUUUACACUGCUCUUUUGCCUAUAUCAAAGUCUAUCAAUAAGCCAGUCAAAGAGCCAGACCCAAAAUCCAAUACGGAAUAUUUACCAUCAGCAUCAACACAAUUUGCUCUCGAAGUGACAGCCACAAGAAGACCUCUUGACACUUCACUUCGCAAAGCAACUUCAGGCCCCAGCGCAUUAACCAGACCAAGCAUCCAGACUGAACCCACUCUGCAAGAAUCCACAAGUGAAGGACCAUGGACCAGCGAGGCCCUGGAUCUUUUUGAUUUUUGGCAUCCAGAUCGACCCAAGCCUGGGUGA